AUGCUUCUCUCCAGCCUUCUGAAAGUGGUCGUGGCUUCACUGUGUAUAGGAUCCAUUAUUGCCCAGAAGGUAACUCAAGACCAACCACAAGUACUAGUGCAAGAGAAGGAAGCUGUAACCCUGGACUGCAAGUAUGACACCAGUGAUUCACAGUAUAAUUUAUUCUGGUACAAGCAGCCCAGCAAUGGGGGGAUGAUUCUCCUUGUUCGUCAGGAUUCUCAUAACCAGCAAAAUGCCACAGAAGGUCGCUACUCAUUGAAUUUCCAGAAAGCAAGAAAAUCUAUCACACUUGUCAUCUCAGCUUCACAGCUGGAGGACUCUGCAGUGUAUUUCUGUGCACUGAGAGAGCCCACAGUGGGACGUGUGGAGGAGGGACCUGCACCAAAACCCAGGGCCCUGCUCCACCUGCCGUAG
Rangifer tarandus platyrhynchus (Svalbard reindeer) is the source of this 414-nucleotide messenger RNA. The record is from the annotation of a GenBank genome assembly. Lineage: Eukaryota; Metazoa; Chordata; Mammalia; Artiodactyla; Cervidae.